Molecule: messenger RNA, 786 nt
Organism: Pan troglodytes (chimpanzee)
Lineage: Eukaryota; Metazoa; Chordata; Mammalia; Primates; Hominidae
Product: ret finger protein-like 4A
Exons: 2
Coding region: 1-786 (261 amino acids)
Molecular function (GO): protein binding
Source: RefSeq, a predicted model, not a curated record
AUGGCUGAACACUUUAAACAAGCAAGCAGUUGUCCUAUGUGCCUGGAUUAUCUUGAAAACCCCAUGCACCUGAAAUGUGGAUACGUCUGUUGCCUCCGAUGCAUGAACUCACUGCGAAAGGGGCCCGAUGGGAAGGGGGUGCUGUGCCCUUUCUGCCCUGUGGUCUCUCAGAAAAAUGACAUCAGGCCCGCUGCCCAGCUGGGGGCGCUGGUGCCCAAGAUCAAGGAACUAGAGCCCAAGGUGAGAGCUGUUCUGCAGAUGAAUCCAAGGAUGAGAAAGUUCCAAGUGGAUAUGACCUUGGAUGUGGACACAGCCAACAACUAUCUCAUCAUUUCUGAAGACCUGAGGCGUGUCCGAUGUGGGAAUUUCAGACAGAAUAGGAAGGAGCAAGCUGAGAGGUUCGACACUGCCCUGUGCGUCCUGGGCACCCCUCGCUUCACUUCCGGCCGCCAUUACUGGGAAGUGGACGUGGGCACCAGCAAAGUGUGGGAUGUGGGCGUGUGCAAGGAAUCUGUGAACCGACAGGGGAACGUUGUACUCUCUUCAGAACUCGGCUUCUGGACUGUGGGUUUGAGAGAAGGACAGAUCUACUUUGCCAGCACUAAGCCUGUGACGGGUCUCUGGGUGAGCCCAGGUCUACACCGAGUGGGGAUUUACCUGGAUAUAAAAAUGAGGGCCAUUUCCUUCUAUAAUGUCAGUGAUAGGUCACAUAUCUUCACAUUCACGAAAAUUUCUGCUACUGAGCCACUGCGUCCAUGUUUUGCUCAUGCAGAUACAAAGUCGUGA